UGUUUUUGGCAGCUGCUGCAUCCUGUUGCUGUUCAUUUUCUUUUUCCUGAGUAUCUGUGCGCUUCAUACAUCUCUGUUUUCUCUCCUCGAAGCUUUCAGAUUUCUGUCAGCGCUCCAGCAGAGCGUCGUGUCUUCGUGGAAGGACGGGCGGGUUCUUCAUGAGCUUUAACCAUGUAACACGAUGGUCAUGAAUGCGUGGCAAACGCAAGGAAACUACACAUCUCAGGACGGGUUAUAAGUGGAUUUUUAGAGCGCGCGCUAGAAAUUGAGUAUGGGUAGCAAUGGAUAACUAAAUAUGCAGUAGUGUUUAAAAAGAAGAGGAGGAAGAAGAAAAACUCCAGUGGACAGCUCGGUGACUACGCAUCUGAAAUAUGCAUGUGAGAUCCCUGAGAUAAAUCGCCUGAAGAUUAUGCAGUCGCGGAGAGUGGCUUUCACAAGGCGGACGUGAAAAACGCAGCGGAGUAAAAACGGAGAAGGAGUGCAGUCUAACGGAGAGCCAGUUCACGUCUCCGUGCUGCAGACUCGACAUCCCUGACAGGCGGUGUAUGUGUAUGUGUGUGUGAGAGAGAGAGUGUGUGUGUGAGUGCAACCAACGCACGAGCAUGUCAAACCGAAAGCACCGGGACAACCAGGAGAUUUGCGCCCGCAAGGUCCGCGAGCUCGCGCAAACAGGCCCCAACAAACAUUGCUUCGAGUGCGGCCAGCCUGGUGUAACUUACACCGAUAUCACGGUGGGCUGCUUCGUUUGCACAUCAUGUUCCGGAAUGCUGAGGGGGCUCAACCCACCCCACAGGGUCAAGUCCAUUUCCAUGACAACAUUUUCCCAACAGGAAGUAGAGUUUUUACAAAACCAUGGCAACGAGGUUGGGAAAAGGAUGUGGCUCUGUACAUUCGACCCAAAGACUGAUGGCUCUUUUGACCCACGUGAUUCGCAGAAGUUUAAAGAAUUUCUUCAGGAUAAGUAUGAGAGGAAGAAAUGGCAUUUCUCUAAGAGUAAAGGCAGGAGGGAUAUAGAGGCUCCAUGGAGUACCGGAGUUCAAGCUCCUUCUCAGACUCAGCCUCCUUCUGGACACCCGCUGAAUCCAGCAGCCCGGCCUUCACGUGCUCUGUCCCAGGCUCAGUUGCCGUCAUGGGAUAGAGUUCCAUCUGUGUCUCCAGCUGAUGUUCGUACAGAGGUUUUCACAGCUCGACCCACUCGAUCCCAGAGCUUCAGAGACCACACUAUUAAAGAUUCCUUGUUAAGUGGAAUGGAGAGGCAAAGACCAGGAACAAUUUCUCCCGGAAUGGGGCCCCAGAGUCGCCUUCCCUCUUUCCCUGCCCUUCCACGCCCUUCAGCAAGUAGCACGUUCAAAAACAGCUUCACACUAGGUCGCACGGUAUCCUCAGGAGGCGGAGCCCCAUUUAGGUCUGUGCCUAAAUCUCUUAGCUUGGAUUUUGGAGGUCUUGGAUCAACCCCUAGUGCACUAAGCCCUCAGGCUCCUCCACUUGUCUCUCAGGACAAGUAUGCUGCCGUGUCUCAACUUGACAAAGCCUUUUCUGACACACCAACCACAGUUGCAUCCACAUCUCCCUCUAGUGGCCCUCCACAAUACAGCACCCUGUUUGGCAACAGACUCUCUUCUAGUUCUACACCUGCAAGCUCCCCAGGUGUGCCAGAGGUCACUUCAGCCUCUCAAACAUUUGCAAAUUUUCCAAACCCCUUCUGUUCUACAGCCAGCAGUUCACAGCCUGCUUUAUCCCCCAGUAACCCCUUCAACAGCACAGCCACAGGUGACAGCGGUACACUCGUGUCUCCUUCUUCAGCUGCCUUCCCCCACUCAGCCUCCUUUCCUGCUCCCACCUCCCAGAAUGCUUUUCCUCAUGAGCCAGCUAAUAAUCAGGAGACAAAUGGUUUCGCAUCUUUCCAAGCACUGGAGUCCACCUCCAAACCCCAGCGGCCGAUGUCCGUCAACCCAUUUACCGGGACGGUUUACCCCACCAGAGGAACGUCACUGAAUCCUUUCAUCUGAUCCCACCGUUCCUUUGACGAGAGAGAGAGAGAGAGAGAGAGAGAGAGAGAGAGAGAGAGAGAGAGAGAACUGGAAUGUGGGUGUAUGUGAAAGAGAGACAGAAAGCUUGAUGCCAUUUCCAUGCUUUGAGGAAACUCCCUCCAUCAGAUAAGGGAGGAAACCACACAUGGACUGCCCAUUUUCCUGAGUUUAAGUUAAUCUGUGUGUAUUAAAGAGUGUAUCCUUUUGUUUAGGUCUGUGUUCGUAUUUGUAUGUGUGAAUGUGUUAUGUGUGUGCACCGUUUUGCACCACACACUACAAAAAAAAGUUUUUGUAAGCAUGUGUGUCUUUGUGUUCAUUUUUUUUUAAUGUAUGGUUGCGUGUGGGUGUGUUCAUGUCAUAUGUGUUCAAUCGAAUAAGUCUAAUGGUGCCGGAUAGCAAGUGGCAAUAGCAGAAACACACAAACACACACACACACACACACACACACUGCUGCUUUAACCUCCUGCCCUGUACUCUUGAUAAAUCAUUGCUAGGCUUUAGCCUGCACCCAACUGGCUUGCAUUUUAGCAAAGACACCUAAGUAUCAAGUUGUAGUAAUUAAACACUGAAAGAGGGUAGCAGGAAACACUAGCUUCAAAUAUUAUGAUGUUAUUAAUAUGAAGUGUGCAGUUUUAUUUAGCUCUCAUUUGGCAGCCAACUCUCCAAAUGCAUGUUAAUAGGAGAAAUGGACUAAAUCAUGUGUUUGUGUAUGUAUGUGAGGCAUACAUGUAUGUACGUCAUCGGCCUGCAUGCGCUUCGUGAGCAAGAAGCUGCCUGAAUGUACUGCAAUUUUGGAAAAGAUUUCACACAGUGUUAUUUGCGUUAUUCAUGUUUAUGGACCAAAAUGUCAGGCUUCUUGUACAUUUUUUUCUUUCUUUUUGGUUCGUUUAGAAUGUCUAUGUAACAGGAAGUACCCAUAUGCAUAAAAAGCUAUUCAUUUGUUUGUGUCAACGUGUAUCUAAUUGUACAAGUUACAUUAUGGAUAUCAAGCCUCAGUUUUGAAAUUUGCUGCUUCAGGAUUUCAUGCAAUAUAUCUAUUUUUAAGAUUUGCAUUUAUAUUUUUAUCUGUGGAAAAAACAAAACAAAAAAAAAACAUCAUUGCGUUAUGAAUGUAAUUGCACUUCUUUAGAGCUUUAAAGUGGAAAUUAAAAAAAGAAAGCUAUCACUUUCAA
This is a messenger RNA of Hemibagrus wyckioides, 3202 nucleotides long. RefSeq names its product ArfGAP with FG repeats 2 (gene agfg2). The coding region runs from base 603 to 2009 and encodes 468 amino acids. The transcript is spliced from 14 exons. The record is from RefSeq and is a predicted model, not a curated record. Lineage: Eukaryota; Metazoa; Chordata; Actinopteri; Siluriformes; Bagridae. Gene Ontology annotation, molecular function: GTPase activator activity.